UUGUCCUCUCUCUCCUGAACGCUGAUGUGUUACUAACUUCAGCCUCUCUCUCCGACAAAAUGUUCAAAUUCGGAUCCAGACUCCUGCUGCUGUUCGUGCUGGCCUUCCCCUGUGGCCUGCUGUCCAUCGGCCAUGUCUCCGCAGACUCAGACUCUGCUGAGGACAUUGCUGAGGACCCAGAAGCUGCAGUAGAUGAGGAGGAAGACGAAGAAGAGGUGCUCGUUGAGGAAGAUCAGAUGCAACCCAUGGAUGGAGACGAAGAAGACUCUGAUGAAGGAGCUGAUAAACUGAUAUCCUCUAACCCUGAUGCCGAAACAACCAUCCUCUUCACGACAGGAGAAGAGUUUCCUGCCAAUGAAAUUGUGAGGUUCCUGGUGGGUUUCACCAACAAGGGAAGUCAGGCUUUCACUGUUCAGUCGUUGGAGGCCUCCUUCCGUUACCCCCAAGACUUCCAGUUCUACAUCCAGAACUUCACAGCGUUGCCUCUGAGCACCGUGGUGCCGCCCCAGGCUCAGGCCUCCUUCGAGUACUCCUUCAUUCCAGCUCAGCCCAUGGCGGGGCGCCCGUUUGGUCUUGUUAUCCUCCUGAACUAUCUUGACACUGAGGGCAACGUGUUUCAGACUGCCAUCUACAACCAGACUGUCACCAUCACCGAGCUAGAAGAGGGAAUAGACGGAGAAACGAUGUUCUUGUACAUCUUCCUGGCUGGACUGGUGUCCCUAAUGCUCUUUGGGGUGUACCAGGUCCUGGAGACGAGGACGAAAAAGAGAAUCCCGGUGAAAAUAGAGAAGGGCACUGGUGGGAUGAGCGAUGUGGACAUCAGCUGGAUUCCUCAGGAGACUCUCAAUGUCAUGAACAAGGCCUCCCCUAAAGCAUCUCCACGGAAACGAACCAAUAGGGCAGCUGGAGCAGAUCAAUAAAACUGUCCGUUUCCAUCCAUCAUCAUACUGUCCAUCAGGCUUUUAAAGCUAUUUUCCUCGCCGUGGUAACCCGAUUCCCAUUUACAAUGGACCAACAUUUCCAACCCGAGCAGCGAGUUUCUGAUGUUUGUGUGGAUCUCAUCCUGCUGGAACAACCACCAGAGAGCAUCCUGGACUCUACUGCUCUGAUCAGAGCAAGGCCAUUUAGACACUAACAGGACUGAACUACAGUCCAAUUUUAAAGGGACUUUUUUAUCAGUAUGUAUGUGUGAGAUUUGAUAAGAGAUGAACCAAUAAGUCAUUAAACUUUUUGUGGAAAACAAAGCGAUUGUGGUAAAAACUGCCCCGAAAACAGAGCAGAAUAAAUCAACUUGCUGGCUUUAUGAAUGCUGUCAAGUCAUAGUUAAAUUACUUUUUAUUUUGGAGAUUUGUUAUCUUCAUUUUUAGGUUUCAAAUCAUUCCCUUUUCAUUUGUUGAAUGAGGUGAAUCUGCCUCUUCUAUAUCAUGUAAACACCAUUGUGCCUUUCUGCACUGUAUCUGUGGUGCCCAGCAAAGACUUAAUGUUAAGAAAAAUGUAGAUGCAAUUGAUUAAAAGGUUUCCCACUGAUACCCCUCUCCUUUUACCAUCCAGUCACAUAUAGAAUGAAGUUGAAGUAAAUAAAUGUUUUUCAGUGGAGCAAUGGCAGCUGCAUUCACAACAUAUAUUAAACAGUGUUCUCUUGAGGUUUCUGCAGGUUUAGUUUACCUGUUUUUUUUUUCUCCGUGUUGUACGGUAACUUCUCCUUGGUUAAACAUUCCAAACUCUUUACUAAGUGCUGUUGGUGCAAUCUGCCAGAUUGCAUGCCAUUUCUUUUGGGAGAAAAAUAUGUUUUCAAAAGACAAUAAAAGGGUCAACAAAG
This is a messenger RNA of Anoplopoma fimbria (sablefish), 1819 nucleotides long. Its product is annotated as translocon-associated protein subunit alpha-like. The coding region runs from base 60 to 920 and encodes 286 amino acids. Gene Ontology annotation, cellular component: endoplasmic reticulum; endoplasmic reticulum membrane. NCBI's taxonomy places the organism in Eukaryota, Metazoa, Chordata, Actinopteri, Perciformes, Anoplopomatidae. The transcript has 9 exons. The record is from RefSeq and is a predicted model, not a curated record.